AUGCCGACGCCAUCAGGAACUCUACCUACACGUAAAAGACGUGCCAGCACGUCUAUGCCCACGUCCUUACCGAGGGCAAUUCCCAAUAUUUCCCCUACACCACUAUCACCUCCGUUAUUAGCAUCACCUACUACUGCAGCAGCUCUAGUUCUCGAUGCAACAUCAGACGUUACUCUAGAAAUGGGGUUGAAGGAUUCACCUGCUUUCAGAGCUGCACUGUGUGUGUUUGAUGAUGAAUUGGAAGAAGCGUCUAAAUGGUUGGAUGGAUUGUGUAAAGGGUUUAAGAAAUAUGCUGAUGAACUUAUUCACAACAAUGUGACGAUAUCUGGUACAUCAAAGUUGCUUGGUAACUUUUCCACUGCAGGAUGGCUAGGAGAUGAGACCGAAGGCUUAUUGCGAUCGUUCAGUGACGCACUCCAGACCAAAACCUCACUAAGAGCCAAGCUGGUGGAUGAUUUGCACGAACAAGUUGUUGAUCCAUGUCAACAAUUCCUGAGAGACGAUGUUCGAGAAAUCAAGGAAUUUAGACGAAAUUUUGAUAAACAGAUGGAAAAGUAUGAAGCCGCUUGUGCUAAACAUGCUGCUAUACUGAAAACUAAAGAGUCGAGCGCUUUACGAGAAGAUGAUUAUCAAUUCUACGAAAGCAGAAAGGUCGCCAUUCAUCAAUGUUUGGAAUUGGCUUACAGGAUGAUUUUGUUCAAGUCAUCACUCAAUCACCUGCUGACUGACCAGAUACUGAUUGCCACCGUUGCUCAUAACGACUUUUACGAAACAAGUUUCGAAGUGUUUCGAGGCUUGAAGCCUGCUCUCGAUGGGCUAAAAACCCGGCUUGCGAAUAGCCCUGUAUCACUCACCGCCAACAAACUGGAAGUCGCUCGCAAAGGCAUGGAGGAAGAAUCCAUCUCCAAAUGUAAACCAGCUAUAAAGCCAGCAUCGAAUGGAAGUGGCAGUAGUACAGGCACUGCUACUAGCAGAGACAUUGGAGAUGUGACAUCCCUGCAAACAUCGCCAACUCCAAACUCAUCAGCACUACCAUCAGGAAGCGGUACACCAACAUCAGGAGCCGUGACUCCACGAAGUGUUGCAUCACCUGCUCAUUCAAGCACCCCAUUCUUUGACAGUUCGACUGUCGCUUCACAUUUGUAUGAGAAAGAAGGGUAUUUGUUUAAACGAUCCGGACAGAAGUCGUCUCUUGUUGUUCCUACUUGGACGAGACGGUACUUUGUGGUCAAGAAUGGGAAUUUUUGGUAUUCUGUUGCAACGCCUAGUGGUAAACAUCGUGGAAUAGUCAUGUCGACCAGUCCUGUGAAUGUGCUCUUGUGUAAUAUUCGGAUGGCGAAAGAUACUGAACGCCGGUUCUGUUUCGAGGUGUAUACUUCCAGAAAAUCUUUCGUGCUACAAGCAGAAACGGAAGAAGAUUUCAUCGACUGGAUUGAAACAUUUCAAUCAGCCAAAUAUCACGCUGCACUUUCAGAUCAAAAGAAUGAUGGAGUUGGACCAAAGACCGCUGCACUGAUACAAGAAGGCAUGGAAUCAAGUCUACCGAGAUCUGUUGUAUUAGCAGCUACGAAUGAUGAAGCACAGGAUGACGAUGCUGAAUCUGACGAUGAUGGCGAGAAGCUUCAUAAGGAGGCACAAGUUACUCCACUUGUUGUUCCAAACGGUGUUCCGGAGGAAGGAGAGGCGAAUUUGGGAGAUAAGAAUCCUAGUUCAGAUUUACUAGCUUAUACGGAUCACAGUCUGGAAAAGAAGAAUGAGGAGCUACAUUCAUUGUUGAAGUCAGUUCCUAGAACUGAUUAUGUUCUCGAUGUCUAUUCUUGUGCACUUCAGAAAGAUGUGAUGAUACAAGGACGGAUCUUCAUGACACAGAAUCGAAUAUGUUUUCAUUCUAAUAUUGUUGGAUUCAUCACUGUGCUGGUCAUUCAAUUCCGUGAUGUGACUUCCAUAACAAGAAAAUCAAAUCCAUUUUAUGCUACUUUGGUGGUAAAUGCUAAUGACGCCACGCACACAUUCAAGCUGUUUAGAGGGGACGAUGUUAAAACAGCAAACAACAUGAAACUAGUAUGGCAAAAUGCUGUCAACACGACAAAUCCUGCGAAAUUGCCAGACCUUUUGGUUGCACUAUCACAAACCAAAGCAGAUGACAAGACAUCUAAAAAGAAUGACGAUGGUGUUGAUAUUGUCGAUGAGCCUAGUGGCGAUAAGGAGCAGAGCAAGAAGGGUGAACUUUCAAGUGGUUCAACUAAUGCGUUGGCUGAUGAAUUCGCCCUACCUUCCAACAUAACACCACCAACUGCGGAACAAACUUGUGACUGCGCUGCUGACGCACAUCAUGAAAAGCGUGAAGUGGAUGCUGUAUUGAAUCUUCCAGCUCGACGACUCUUCGAACUCUUGUUUGGAGCUACUGACUUGGGCUUUAAUGCCAAAUUACAUACUCGUCGUGGUAAUACGGCUCUGGUGGUCGGAGCAUUCAGUGAGUCUGGGGAGAGGGAGGUCAAGUAUGUUAUUCCUGUUAGCAAUCCUAUGGUCAAGGUCACCAAAGCUGAUACCUUUGAGACUCAAAAGAUUGUCAGAAGAGAAGAACACCUUGUAUAUGUAAUUGAAACCAAGACCAAAACACCCGAGCUGCCGUACGCAGACGCAUUCACUCCUCACAUGCGAUACUGCAUAACAUGGGUAUCAGCAACAUCUUGUCGUCUAGUAAUAACCUACGGCGUCAAAUUCCAUAAAUCACCGAUGGUCAAAUCACUCAUCAAGUCAGCGGCCAUGAAAGGACUAUCUGAUACCGCAUUGGCCGUUCUAACAGCCGUGCGAGAAACUACAGCCUCUGGUACCCCACAAGCAAUGAUAACGCAGGACGGAAUGAUAACGAGUAGCUCUUCACCUGUAUUAUUUGCAGCUUCGAGCAAUUCUCCUGCAUCGCCUGCCAUGUCGUCGAAUGUGGAUCAGCCAUGGUCUUCUUUGACUUUGGCUUUGACUGGGUGCUUGGUGCUUUCGCUGCUCCUUCAUAUCGUGUCGUGGUGGAGGAGAACACCGUUACCUAUCUUACCGAAAGUGAUUGUUUCCUCAUCCGUUUCCACUGGCUUGGAGUCGUCCGGAUUUGAUUGGUAUCAGCAGUUAUUUGAGCAAGCUGAACUUGGGUUUACAGAUAGACCUGUUUAUGAGCGCACAAUUGGGGACUUUUUAUCAAACCACUUCAAAAUCCUAACAACAAACACUACCUCAUCAACUCCCCGCUACCUUACAACACAGCCAGACUAUGCACGAACAGCACGAAGACACUACAUCACCAACUUGCAUCGAGACCUUCAUUCCCACCUUUCGUCAUCCCACCACACACUCCUACAAGUUCGACAAGCAGCUCGACACACACUUGAAGCGACAAACAACAUGGAAGCAAACUUGAUCAGAGCUUGGCUUAGCAACUGGGUUGCUGAACAGUUAGAUCAAUGUCGAAAUGGGGAUUUGGUUAAUAGGAUGUAUUGUGAUGGGUUGACUACGCUUGUGAAGGAUAUGGAUGUCGUGUGGUGA
Messenger RNA from Synchytrium microbalum, 3531 nucleotides. RefSeq lists its product as uncharacterized. Gene Ontology annotation, biological process: intracellular sterol transport. Gene Ontology annotation, molecular function: sterol transfer activity; protein binding; sterol binding. Gene Ontology annotation, cellular component: cortical endoplasmic reticulum; endoplasmic reticulum-plasma membrane contact site; cytoplasm. The transcript is spliced from 17 exons. The record is from RefSeq and is a predicted model, not a curated record. Lineage: Eukaryota; Fungi; Chytridiomycota; Chytridiomycetes; Synchytriales; Synchytriaceae. The coding region runs from base 1 to 3531 and encodes 1176 amino acids.